Messenger RNA from Cinclus cinclus, 2383 nucleotides. Its product is annotated as kin of IRRE-like protein 1. Gene Ontology annotation, cellular component: cell-cell junction. Gene Ontology annotation, molecular function: cell adhesion molecule binding. NCBI's taxonomy places the organism in Eukaryota, Metazoa, Chordata, Aves, Passeriformes, Cinclidae. The record is from RefSeq and is a predicted model, not a curated record. Gene Ontology annotation, biological process: cell-cell adhesion.
AUGUCAGGGGCUGUCACUGGGAUCUCAGGGGGGUCACUGGGGAUCUCAGGGGAUCUCAGGGGAUCUCAGGGGCUGUCACUGGGGAUCUCAGGGGAUCUCAGGGGAUCUCAGGGGGAUCCCCGGGGACCAGGGCCGGGCGGUGGCGCGGCGCCGGGAGCGCAGCCCCGCAGUGACCGCGGCGCUGUGGCCGCAGCGGCGCAGCCGAGGUUCGUGGAGGAGCCCGAGGACCAGAGCGUGGUGGCCGGGCAGAGAAUCGUCCUGUCCUGCGUGGUGCUCAACUACUCCGGCAUCGUGCAAUGGACCAAGGACGGGCUGGCCCUGGGCAUGGGGCAGGGCCUCAAAGCCUGGCCCCGGUACCGCGUGGUGGGCACGGCCGACUCGGGCCAGUACAACCUGGAGAUCAGCCAGGCCGAGCUCUCCGAUGACGCCGUCUACGAGUGCCAGGCCACCGAGGCCGCGCUGCGCUCGCGCCGCGCCAAGCUCACCGUGCUCAUCCCCCCGGAGGACCCCACGAUCGACGGAGCCCCCGAAAUCCUGCUGAGGGCGGGGACCCCCUACAACCUGACGUGCCGCGCCCGCAGCGCCAAACCGGCCGCCAGCAUCGCCUGGUUCCGCGACGGGCAGCAGCAGGAGGGAGCUGUCACCAGCACGGAGCUGCUGGCCGAUGGCAAGCGCGAGACCACCACGAGCCUGCUGGCCAUCAACCCCACGGACCUGGACAUCGGCCGCGUCUUCUCCUGCCGCAGCUCCAACGAGGCCGUGCCGGGCGGCAAAGAGACCUUCGUGCGCCUCAACGUGCACCAUCCCCCGACGGUGACUUUGUCCAUCCAGCCCCAAACCGUGCAGGAGGGCGAGAGGGUCGUGUUCACCUGUAUGGCCACGGCCAACCCCGAGAUCAAGGGCUACAGGUGGGCCAAAGGUGGGGUUCUCAUCGAGGAGGCCAAGGAGAACAGGUACGACACGCAGGUGGAUUACACCUUCUUCACCGAGCCCGUGUCCUGCGAGGUGCACAACGACAUCGGCAGCACCAACGUCAGCACCCUGGUGGACGUCCACUUCGCCCCCCGGAUCGUGGUGGAUCCCAAACCUACGGUGACCGAUAUCGGUUCCGAUGUCACCUUGACCUGUGUGUGGUCGGGGAAUCCUCCCCUGACCCUCACCUGGACCAAGAAGGAAUCCAACAUGGUGCUGAGCAACAGCAACCAGCUGUACCUGAAGUCGGUGACGCAGGCGGACGCGGGCCAGUACGUCUGCAAGGCCAUCGUGCCCCGCAUCGGCGUGGGAGAGAGGGAGGUCACGCUCUUCGUCAACGGCCCCCCGAUCAUCUCCAGCGAGCCGGUGCAGUUCGCGGCGCGCGGCGACCGCGGCAAGGUCGAGUGUUUCAUCGGCAGCACGCCGCCCCCGGAUCGCAUCGCGUGGGCGUGGCAGGAGAACAUUCUGGAAGCGGGGACGCUGGAGCGCUACACGGUGGAGAGGAGCAACACGGGCAGCGGCGUUCUGUCCACGCUGACCAUCAACAACGUCAUGGACGCCGACUUCCAGACGCGCUACAACUGCACGGCCUGGAACAGCUUCGGGCCCGGCACCGCCAUCAUCCAGCUCGAGGAGAGAGAGGUCCUGCCCGUGGGCAUCAUCGCCGGGGCCACCAUCGGGGCCAGCAUCCUCCUGGUCACCUUCCUGGUGGCCCUCGCCUGCUUCCUGUACCGGCGGCGCAAAGGAAGCCGCAAGGACGUCACCCUGCGCAAGCUGGACAUCAAGGUGGAGACGGUGAACCGGGAGCCGCUGACGCUGCACGGUGACCGCGAGGAGGACACGGCCAGCGUGUCCACGGCCACCCGCGUCAUGAAGGCCAUCUACUCGUCUUUCAAGGACGACGUGGAUUUGAAGCAAGACCUGCGCUGCGACACCAUCGACACCCGCGAGGAAUACGAGCUCAAGGACCCAACCAACGGCUACUACAACGUCCGCGCCCACGAGGAGCGCCCGGCGUCGCGCUCCGUCCUCUACCCCGACUACCGCGCCCCCGCCGCGCCCGCGCCCCGCUUCGACGCGCGCCCCCCGUCUCGACUCUCCCACUCCGGCGCCUACGCCCAGCUCGGUUCUUACGCCCGUCCAGAAUUCCCGACGGAUCCCGCGGCGGGAGGCGACAACUCCAGCCAGCUUUCCUACGAGAAUUACGGCACCGCCGCGGCGUUCCCGGCCGGUUAUCCCGCUUACCGCGUGGGUUUCGGCAAUUCCGCCGCCUUGGAAAGGGGAGCGUACGAGGCGUACGAGGCCGUGGGGAAAUUCGGGAGCGCCGCCAGGUUUUCCUACACGUCCCAGCACUCGGACUACGGGCAGAGAUUCCAGCAGAGGAUGCAGACGCACGUUUAGGGACGGGGAU